GACCAAUCAGAUGAGAAAAACACAAGCCUUAAGUGACUGCGUUGCUGGGUAAGCGAAACAAAAACAACAGCGUUCGCGUCAGAGUUUAAAGCUUCAAGGUGCGAAACGUUAUCUUCGGUGAUUCUUGUUUUUGCACGGUUCCGCUGCAAAGGCUCUUUUCUACUGUAAACUAUGGCAGCUGACUGCGAGGCUUGGCUGAACGCAAACCCUGUUGAGGCCGGGGACCUCAGCGACUCCUUCAUUUCUGCCGAGGAAGACAAUGGGGGAUCCGGCGUCUCCAACAAGAACGCCAUUAACGAGAUCAACGGUAACUGGGUGUCUUCGUCCAGCAACAACAUCCACGAGGCUCGCCUGAAGGCAAAGGCCAAGCGGAGGCUGCGGAAAAACUCCUCCAGGGACUCGGGCAGGGGGGACUCCCUCAGUGACAACGGGGAAGUGGUGAGGGGAACCUCCAUGGCGCCGACGAGUCCCAAGAGCAAGCUGCUCGACCGAAAGUCCCGCAUGGGGAAGGGCAGAGGCCUGCCGAAAAAAGGUGGAGCAGGAGGAAAGGGCGUGUGGGGAAGAUCGGGUGAAGUCUACGAACCGGUGGAGGUGGACAAGAAAGACCCCAACUUUGACGAAGAUCAGGAAAACUGUGUGUACGAGACUGUGGUGCCUCCGCUGGAUGAGAGGGACUUUGAGAAGACGGUCACCCCCAUAGUUCAAGAGUACUUUGAACACGGAGAUACGAAUGAAGUAGCGGAACUGCUUGCGGACCUGAACCUGGGCCCCAUGCGCAGCGAGGUCCCGUCGCUCGCCGUGUCUCUGGCCCUGGAGGCCAAGGCCAGCCAGCGGGAGCUCACCUCCAGGCUGCUGGUGGACCUGUGCGGAAGCGUUCUCUCCCACAGCGACAUGGAGUCCUCUUUCGACAAGCUGCUCAGAGAUCUGCCGGAUCUGGUCCUGGACACACCUGGAGCGCCUCAAUUGGUCGGCCAGUUCAUCGCUCGGGCUGUUAGCGACCAGAUACUGUCCAAAAGCUACAUCGACGGCUACAAAGGCAAAGUUGACUGUGAACAUGCAAGAGCGGCGCUAGAUCGAGCAGCCGUGCUGCUGAAGAUGAGUAUGGGCGGCCUUCGCAUCGACAACCACUGGGGGACGGGCGGAGGCCAGCGACCCGUCAUACAACUCAUCAAAGAGAUGAACCUGCUGCUGAAGGAGUACAUCCUGUCUGGAGACGGCAAAGAGGCAGAGAGAUGCCUUCGAGACCUGGAGGUCCCGCAUUUCCACCACGAGUUUGUCUACGAGGCCAUCGUGAUGGUAUUGGAGUCCCGAGGGGAGAAAACAUUCAAAAUGGUGCUGCAGCUACUCAAGUCACUCUCUCUGUCUUCCAUCAUCACUGAGGACCAAAUGCGAAGGGGCUAUGAACGAGUUUACAUGGACAUUGAUGAGAUAAACAUCGAUGUUCCUCUUGCGUAUUUUAUCCUGGAGCAAUUUGUGGAGAAGAGCUUUCACAUGGGAGUCAUUGGUGUCAAAUUAAGAGAUCAGUGUCCGCACCGGAACCGAAAGAGGUUCGUCAGCGAGGGAGACAGCGGAGUUGUGAAAUUUGAACGUCCUCAACUGGGCAUCUGCUGUCCUUGCUCCUUCAUUGCCAGUUCCUGCUGCUUGACGGCCUCUUGAGCCUCCAUCUGCAUCUUCUCCAGUUUCUCCAGGGUGACUGAUUUGAGUGGGAGCAGCUUUGGCUUACACAGGACCAUGGUUGGGACAUCUUCCAUGUAGAGCUGUCCUGUAGAUGCAGCAAAAA
Messenger RNA from Poecilia latipinna (sailfin molly), 1780 nucleotides. RefSeq names its product programmed cell death 4b (gene pdcd4b). Gene Ontology annotation, biological process: negative regulation of DNA-templated transcription. The coding region runs from base 172 to 1656 and encodes 494 amino acids. The transcript has 13 exons. Lineage: Eukaryota; Metazoa; Chordata; Actinopteri; Cyprinodontiformes; Poeciliidae. Gene Ontology annotation, cellular component: nucleus; cytosol. The record is from RefSeq and is a predicted model, not a curated record.